Molecule: messenger RNA, 2606 nt
Organism: Balaenoptera musculus (blue whale)
Lineage: Eukaryota; Metazoa; Chordata; Mammalia; Artiodactyla; Balaenopteridae
Gene: THAP10
Product: THAP domain containing 10
Exons: 3
Coding region: 53-730 (225 amino acids)
Molecular function (GO): sequence-specific DNA binding
Source: RefSeq, a predicted model, not a curated record
GGGGGCGCGGCCGUGCGGAGGGCUCUCGUCUCCCAACCCGGAGUCAGCUGCCAUGCCUGCCCGCUGCGUGGCCGCCCACUGCGGCAACACCACCACGUCCGGGAAGUCGCUGUUCCGCUUCCCCAAGGACCGGGCCGUGCGGCUGUUGUGGGGCCGCUUCGUGCGGGGCCGCCGCGCCGACUGGUACGAGGGCAAUGACAUCUCGGUCAUCUGCUCCGACCACUUUGCUCCCGCCUGUUUUGACGUCUCUUCGGUUAUCCAGAAGAACCUGCGCUUCUCCCAGCGCCUGAGGUUCGUGGCGGGCGCCGUGCCCACCCUGCACCGGGUGUCCUCCCCGGCACCUAAGGGGCAAGAAGAGGGAGACGGGGCGGGCGGCCCCGAGCAGGGAGGCGAGCCCCAGGCAGUCAGGCAGCCCGAGGCUGCCCCGGGGCCAGCCUGCUGUACACUCCUCCGGGCCAGGAAGAGGGCUGCGGCUUCACAGAUUGCACAUGAAAAUCAAGUUAUACAAACACAAGUCCAUGCUGAUAAUCUAUCUAAUGAUGUCACUUCAGUACCUACUCACUGUGAGGAAGGCCCAGUGCACAAAAGUGCACAAAUAUCUCUGAAGAGACCCCCUCACUACAGUGUGGGUAUUCAGACCAAAGUGAAAGUGUUUGGAACACAACUAUGUAAUGCAACUACUCAGACUGAUGAAUUGUGGUCUAGAACGUCCUCUCUCUUUGACACUUAACUCCAGUGACUCAGAAACAGAUGAGGACUGGGAUAUCAAGAGUGAACAGAGUGAUUUGUCUUACAUAGCUGUACAGGUAAAAGAAGAGACCUGUUAACGCAACAUCAAAUGAUUUGAUGUGCUCUAGGUUUUCAAAUCUUUGCUCACAUAAUUAUCUCUUUGCUCUUGUAAAUCUUUCACCUCAAGAUAACUUGACAGUUGAGUAUGCAGAAUUUGUUUAGCUCUAAGGGAAAAAUUUGCCUGUCUGCCAAGAUAAUAAAGGUAGUCCCGCCUACACCUCCCCACCCCCCACUUCCACCUUUUUUUCUUUUUUCUUUUUAUACUUUUGGUGCAAAUCAAGUCAUAAAACAAAACCACAAUAGCAGCAUUGCCAGAUCAAGAUUAAGCAUUGACUGUUUAAGCUUAGUUCAGAAGCAACGCUCAUAUGGGACUUACUUGACAUUCACGAGUUAGAAUGUCACUGUUCUAAAUAAUUUGAAGAUGAAGAGCAUACCAGUGAGCACAGCUAGGUCUGAUACUACUAAAUGAUUUGAGGGUAGAACCAGGACAUUUACCCUUGAUUAUUAUUUUCUAUGUUAUUUAUUUUUUAGUCUGUUCAGUUGUAAUACUAUUACAUCUAUGAAUCAGUUCCUGUGAGCAUUUCUGGUGAAGCUAUGUCAUUUACAGAAAAAUUUCAAAGGGAAUCAAUUUAAAUAGAGAUAGAAUUUCAUAUACUUAGAUUACCUUGAUAAUGAAAUCCGUUUGCAUCAGUUCCCAUUACAUCAAAUUAAUUAGUUUGAUUAAUUUAGAUAGAAAUUAUUAACAUCAUGCAAAAAGAAGUAUUUCAUUUCUAACAUAUCCCCAUUUUAGAAAUUAGGUUUUCCUCUACCAGUACCACUUUGGGAAAUAAGCAUGUGAAACUUAGCUGCCCCAUCUGCCAUUCACCAGGAAAAUUUCUAUGGCAGUUUUGUACCAUGAAGUAAUUUAUUACAGUAGUUUCUGAGAAACUUAUUAUAACUCUGAUCUUGUAUUGAAAAUAAUAAAAAUAAAUGUCCAUUUUACAUCUCACAUGUCCUGUUAGUUCUGCAUGAUUGGAAGAACUUGCAUGCAUUUUAUCCUCAAAGGUUUAAAUAAUACACCAAAGUGAUUUUCUUCCGAAGCUAAUUUCAUGUCUGACUUAAUUUGAACAGUAUAAUUUUAAUUAAAAAUACAAUAAAAUAAAGUAUUAAUAGAAGGUGUAAGCCUGAACAAUGAUUACGUAAACACAUAGCAUUAUUAUUAUUAUGAUGAUUGCUGGUUUGGCUUGAAUUUAAGAUAACUAUUUAAUGUUUUAAGAGAAUGUUGUGUUUUAAAAUUAAGCAUAUAAAUCUUCUGGAACUAAAUAUUAUCGGGGGGGGGGGGUACCUGUUUUCCCUUGAGCUUUGAAACAGUGUAUCUCCUUAAUUCAAAUCAUAAUGAAUGUUAUAUGCCCAUUCAUCCCCAAAUUUCACUGCCAUGGGUUUACUUCAUUUCUAUAUGUUAAACAACUUUGACAGCCAUAACAGCACUUUGUGUUCUUUUUUUACUAAUAAGUUAAUUUUAUUUUUCCUAUCAAUUGAAAAUUUAGAUUUGGUUGGUUGAUUCAGAUGAUUUUAUAAUGAAUUAUAUAAUGUUUCACUGCCCUAAAGUAAAAUGAAACACUGGCUUUAUUUUAUUUUAUCUAUUUUUUUUAACAUGUCAAUGCUUUUUUCCCAGUUUUAUUGAGAUAUAAUUGGCAUAUAGCACUGUAUAAGUUUAAGGUGUAAAGCAUAAUGUUUGACAUAUGUAUCAUGAAAUGUUUACCACAUUAAGUUUAGUGACUGUCCAUCAGCUCAUAUAGAUAUAAAAUUAAAGAAAUAGAAAAAAAUUUUUUCCUUGU